Molecule: messenger RNA, 2838 nt
Organism: Salvelinus sp. IW2-2015
Lineage: Eukaryota; Metazoa; Chordata; Actinopteri; Salmoniformes; Salmonidae
Product: beta-1,4-galactosyltransferase 3-like
Biological process (GO): carbohydrate metabolic process
Cellular component (GO): Golgi apparatus
Molecular function (GO): galactosyltransferase activity
Source: RefSeq, a predicted model, not a curated record
UGUAUUGCCGGUGCAUUCAUUGAAUUCUUGUGAAACCAAACUAGCAAGUUGUGCUGAAAUUCAGGACAUGCAUACAGCACGAAGAGGGUGGACGUGCGCUAAACUAACUCUUACUCUCUGCCGACCGUACUAUUCAUUACUACAAGCAACAGCAAACAGCUGGUACAUCACUUCCUGUACUAGUUCUACAUGUGAAGUGUGGCUGAAGAAGCUGCAUUUCAACUUCGAAACGCAACUCGAAUUGUGAAAGGGAUGUUUAACAAUGCCGUUGCCUGGAAUAAAGUAGUAAAGGAACCAUUGCGCUAUCCACGAACAAGAGGAUUGGAUUGGUAAACACCAUUUCGUGCGUUUAGUUGAGCACCAUUCUCGUGAUUUGGUCCGAGCCCCUGUCCGUCAGGCCCGGUGGACCCCUUCCCCUUGGAAGCGUCUUUCAGCCCAGUGUGUCAGUCAGAAUGGGACAAUAGCCGCAGUCGCCAUCGGACCUCCCCCUUUCUCUUUUUGUUCUCUGUCUGCCCCGUCCCCACACCCUUCCCCUAAUACUCACCUACACACACACACACACACACACACACACACACACACACACACACACACAGACCCAGCCAGCCCCUGACCACUCCUCCCACUACUGGUUUUGGUCCACUCCCUCUUCCUACCUCUCUAGGCAGCCAGCCUUGUCAAGCCAAACGAAACCAUUAUCCUCUGUAAAAGAUAGGCAGCUGUAUAGGCCCCUAUCCUCCCUUUGUUGGUGGCUGUUUGUUUAAAGGGCCCCCAUGAGAGUAGCGGCUAGAGAACACAAGGCAGCACAACAGCACCCAGUCAGCCUUUUACUGGAAACAAACGAACUGUGGUGGUGGUUGGGACACUGAUGGAAUUCUAGUAGCAUGAUGUUGGGCUGGCAUCGCCACCACACGCCAUCGAUGAACCAGAGGGCCACCAGCAGACUUUGGAGAUCGACACAUCUCAACUUGUGGUGGGACAAGAGGUUGAAAUAAAAACAGUUUUUUUCAGGAUAUUUUUUUGGCCUUUUUUUGCUUCUCCAGUGAUCAGCUAAACCAAAGUGCCUUUCUUGGUUUCUCACUGUGCUUUUACUAUAACCUUGAUCUAACUUCAUAUUACACUCCAAUAUCUGAAAAUAAUAUCUAAAAGAAACAUUUGAAGGAUUUUGCACUUUUCAUUCAUAUACCGCCAUACCCAUUGCCUGUUGCACUUGUCAUAUCAUACAGUUGCACAGUACUGACAGUGCACACUUGUUUACAGUAAAAAUAUACACCUCCGUACCGACUUGACAAUCCCACCCCGUAUUUCACCCAACCACAGCGUUCCUCUAGUGUAGGUUGCUAGGACUAACGAAGCCAAACAUAUCACCAAACUCUCUUCAAGUUCCUUGUUGCGACACAGAGCCGGUAACAUGGCGACGUGGCUACAGUCAAAAUGGCGCUACCUGUUCAUGUUCCUGGGUGUCCAGCUGGUUGUCAUGGCGCUGCUGUCCCGCGAGGGUUACCACAAGCGAGUGUCGUACUUCAUCAGGAUUUUCCGCAAGCUGGAGACCACUGCGUCGGGGACGUCCGGUGCCGGCUCGCCCCACGCAAGCAAUCACACGGGCGGUGACGUCUACGCCAACUUGUCCCUCCUGGCCAAGGCCCACGGCCGGGGCGAGGACAUGCCCUACUGCCCCAAGACGUCUCCCCUGAUAGGUGGACCGAUCCACGUCAACUUCCCCUCCGGGUUGACACUGGCCCAAGUGGCGCGGAAGAAUCCUUUGGUGGUCCGCGGGGGGCGCUACAGACCGCCUGACUGUGAGGCGCGGCACCGCACCGCCAUAAUAAUUCCCCACAGAAACCGGGAGCACCACCUGAAAUUCCUCCUCUACUACCUUCACCCAUUCCUACAGCGACAGCAGCUCAACUACGGCAUCUACGUCAUCCACCAGGCUGGUAACUACACGUUUAACCGGGCCAAGCUGAUGAACGUUGGAUUCCGAGAGGCCAUGCGGGAGGAGGACUGGGACUGUCUGUUCUUCCAUGAUGUGGACCUCAUCCCUGAGGACGACCGCAACACCUACAUAUGCGACGCCAACCCCAAGCACACCGCCAUCGCCAUGGACAAGUUUGGAUACAAGCUGCCAUACAAGAUGUAUUUCGGAGGGGUGUCAGCGUUGUCUCCACUGCACUACCUGAAGAUGAACGGCUUCCCCAACAACUACUGGGGCUGGGGAGGAGAGGACGAUGACAUUGGAGUCAGAGUAUCCCUAGGAGGGAUGUUCAUCUCUCGUCCAUCGGUGAAGGUGGGCCGAUACAAAAUGAUCAAACACAAGCUGGACAAGGGAAAUGACGUGAACCCCAGGAGGUUCAACAUGCUGGCCAAGACGCGUCAGACGUGGAAGCUGGACGGCAUGAACACGGUGGAGUAUGAGGUGCUGUCACGUGACUACUUCCCCCUCUACACCAACAUUACUGUGCACAUCGGCACAGAGGCAGGCCUGCAUGCCACGGCCCCCAAGAUCCCUGCCAAAGCCCCAGCAAAGCCGCCGGUCGAAGCCCACGCCAAACCUCUAGCCAAGCUCCAACAGAAACAACAGAACCACUGACUUGGACCAACUUUACCCACUCCACUCCCAUCCACCACCCUCUUGCCGCCGACUCUCCCCACCUAACUUAUGCCUGGGAGCAGGGAUGUGACAGAGGGGCCCUGGGCCCUUAAAGCGCUCCUUUCUUUGCCUUCACCCUUCAACUGAACCUCAUAUCAAUGCCUACAGGUGGCAGGUAGCAGGUAGCCUAGUAGUAAGAGCGUUGGGCCAGUAACCGAAAGGUUGCGAGAUCGAAUCCCUGAACUGAC